GCGGCCGAUGGCGCUGGGGCUGGAGGAGGCGUUCGGGGCGGCGGGGCCGUUCGGCGCGGGGCAGCGGCGCCUGGCCGCGCUGCUGGUGCUGCUGCAGGUAUACGUGGCUUGUCAGUCGAUGCUUAUUGUGCUUGUGGGAGCUGUGCCUGAGUAUCAUAUAGACCAAGAAGGAAUUCCAGCGAGCAGAGCGGAGCUUGCCAAGCAUAUCCACUUUGCAGACAACUUCACGUCUAUAGUAACUGAGUGGUACCUAAUUGAACAGGAAGCCUACAAAGUGAGUCUUGCAUCAUCCCUGUUUUUUGCUGGAUUGCUUAUUGGAAAUAUCACAUUUGGCCCUUUGUCAGAUAAACUGGGCAGGAAACCAGUGUAUAUCUCAGGUCUAUUUCUUGAUGUUGUUUUGGGGUAUGUCACAGCAUUAGCUCCAAAUUAUGAUAUAUUUGCAGUUUCACGUUUUUUUGUUGGAAUUAUGAAUGGUGGAAUGGCUCUUGUGUCUUUUGUCCUAACGCAAGAAUAUGUAGGAAAAUCGUUUUGGUCAUUUACAGGUUCAUUAACUAACUUGACAUUUGCGAUUGGCAUUGCUGCUUAUGCUUUACUGGGCUACUGGAUAAGGGAAUGGCGCUACCUUGCCUUGGUAUCAAAUAGUCCAGGAGUCAUCUUCCUUCUUCUUUCUUUUAUGCUCCCAGAAUCACCACGAUGGCUGUAUUCCCAAGGGAAAACAGCAGAAGCUGAAGAUGUGUUGCAAUAUAUUGCCCUUGGUAAUGGAAAAGAGAGAUUAAAUCUAAAAUUAAAACCAUGUGCAGGAACGUCGAGAAAUGAUGAAUCGACACCUGGUAUCCUAAACUUAGUGAAACACCCAGUCCUUCGGUGGCGAACUGUCAUUCUGAUGUACAUCUGGUAUGUCUGCAGCUUCGUGUACUAUGGACUAACUUUAAAUGCUGGUGAAUUAAGAGGAAACCUGUAUUUAAAUGUGGCUCUUUCUGGUCUUGUGGAAGUUCCAGCAUUUCCUCUCUGCAUGUUUUUUAUUGAGAAACCCUGGUCUGGAAGACGUAAAACUAUGACAUGUUUUUUGAUAUUUGCAGGAUUUGCAUGUAUAUUUACCAUGUUUUUACCAACAAAUGCUGGUCUGCUGCUCAGUCCCUCUUUGCUAGCUUUGUGUGGAAAAAUGAUGGUCAGCGCUGCUUUCAACAUUGUGUAUAUUUAUACAUCUGAACUAUACCCAACAGUGCUAAGAAAUGCUGGCUUGGGUGUGUGUUCCAUGUCUUGCAGAUUUGGGGGCAUUUUGGCUCCAUUUGUGCCAUCAAUGAAAUCUCUUAGUCCUUCUGUACCGUUCGUGGUGUUUGGAAUCAGUGGACUGUCAGCGGGAUUCCUGACUCUCCUUCUGCCAGAAACACUAAACAAACCAAUUGCUGAGAGCGUUGAAGAUCUCCAAAGUGCCAAGUACCAAGCGCUUAAGAACGAAGAGGCGGAGCAAACCAGUUAGAAGAAAACACUUAAAUUUCAGAAGGCCUGCCUAGUGGAAAAUGAAGCCUCCAUCGAGGAGAUGCUGUGACAGUUGAAGGGCAGAGUCUUGCUCUCUGUAUCUGACAGGAAAUGUUGGGGGACUCCUGUAUAAUGCUGUUUGUAGCACGUUGAACAAGCUUUACGUGGAGGCAAACUGAGAAGAUGGAAGAAGUUGAUCAAAGCUUGUGACAAAAGAGGUGACAACUCUGUCUGUUAACUGACGACUUAACAAAAACAUACUGUGGAUGUUUGGACUUCUCUACCACUUCUUAAAAUGAAGUAUUAAUUUAUUUUACAAAAUGUAAUUGCUAGCUUCAGAUUAAGUGAUAAUGUUGUAACUGAAGCGAUGUGUAUAAUUUAAAAUUUAGAUGGCCUUGUAUAUUCAGGGAAGCUGUAAUUGUGAAAAGCAACAGCAUCCUCUAUAUGCUAAUUUUCUCUACAGGGUUUUUUUCCUCUAUAUUAUGGUAUACCUCACAGUGUGAAGAGACCAAAGAUUUUUAUGGGUUGCCUGCCUUAGUAUGCCUAGCACGAGAAAUCUGAGCAGGAGAUAUGAAAGAGAAUAAAUUGAUUUUAUUGUGAGAGUAAGUAAUUUUUUAAUAUGGUUGUACAUGAAAAGAUACGUAAAGAUAAAAAUAAUACUAUGUUAGGAAAACGUCAAGCCUUUAAAAGGUGCAUUUAAAGAGAAGGAUGAGUAACCUUUUAGAUGAACUCAUUAAGUUCUAGCUGUACAUGUGGAACUAGAAAUAAUUGAACAUGAGUCAUAUAUUAUACAAGUUAUAUAUUGUCCAAUACAUUUCACAUAUGAAUUGGAAAUCCUCCCUGCAAGGGGAGUGUGUGUGUUUAGUUAACAGUUAAUAUAUUUUUGUUGGAAUAGACGCACCACAAAUGUUACCGUUUUUUGAUGGCAAACACAAUUUUGUUAUUAAAAAGAAAAUUAUUUAACAUCUGUAUCAUGAGUGCUGCUUUUUCCGAGAUGUUUACCAAGGCUUUUUGAAGAAUACCCAUAUCACUUUUGAUUUUGACCCUUUAUGUAAUGUGUCUGAUAGAAAAAAGUUACUGGAGAGCCUUUGUAUUUUGAGCACAUUCCAUAGCUAAGUAGUAGUUCUGCAAAUGAAUGUGUACCCAAUAUAAGUUUGUGUGCACUUACACACACACACACACACACGUGCCUCCCUAAGCAUACGCGUGUUGCUGUGCCAGGACGCCUCACUGAAAUCCGUGCUGUGUCCGCGCAUGCUUUACGAACAGCCCGAUCAGGUCCCCAGGAGGUGAAAAUGAAUUGCCAGUCAGAACAACCUCUAGAUAAUGUUGACCUGUGGGUGGAUUGCACGUGUAUUUGCCUAACCUCUGGGGCUGAAGCUUGAUGUCAAACAGCUUGUAGAAUAUGCUGCAAACUUUUGUCUUCUGAUCAUUUAUUUAUACAUCAUUUUUGUAAUGUUUCACAUUCGUGAGUUUGAGAAUUUUUUGUCAGAAUAAUAUUAAUGCCUUCCACUGCAUUAACAUUUAUAACCGUCGUGACUGCUUAUACCUCUUCAAAGGAUAAUUGGGUCAGCAGGGAUAUGGUAAGGACCAAGUUUUAUUAAUGUUGACUUCAAUUUUUUUAUUAGAAGAAAUAAAAUUUAAUAAGAAGUAGAAUGAUAUAAAAUUGUAUUCCCAAAGCAGAGACAAAACACUGAUAUAGGAAGAUUGUAAGUGUACUAUUAUGUGAGGGGAGUCUUUCUCCCUCCUGCCACACGUAUUGAGCUGUAUCAGUGCAUUUUUCCUCUGCCUUUUAUUUCACAUUAUAUGGAAAUCAGGAAACAAAGAUAAUUUACAUUUUGAACAUGCUUGUUUCUGCUUUAUUUGACCUGGAAUUAAUAAAUUCUUUGCCUGGGGUGACUUCUUUGAAUUUGAUAGUGAUGACCGGAAAGCUCUGUGUCCCAAAAAAGAAGUUAACGAACAUUUCAGCAGCCCUGGAGUCACUCACGGUAUCUGCAGCUCUUUUUACGAGUAUGGGCCAGCGUGGAAGCUGCUUUGGUACUUCAUCUCCAAGACCCGAAAGAAAAUACAGAUGGAAAUAUCAACUUCCAUUUUUGCUUCUUAUCUCUUCAAUUCACUUUAACACCUUGUUUGGCUUUUUACAUUAGAUAUCCUUGCUGCAUUUUGCUAUUGUUAGAUAAAAUGAUGCUGUUUGGAAAAAAGUGUCUUUCGCAUUACUCAUUUAGAAAGAAGGAAAUUAUUUGCAGCUUUAUUAGAAAUAUUUUCAUUUGCACUAGUGUAAUCAGUGCAUUAUAUCUUACAAAGUCCUUAGGUUAAGAAUCCAGCUGUGUCCUUUACUGUAUAUGUCACAGCAAAUCAGAGAAGACAGCGUUUUUGGUCAAAUAACUGCUUUUUUUGAGUAGAUAUCUUCCCUUAAAGCACUUGACUUUGUGGAAUUAGAAGUUCUUCACUUAGAGCAACUUUUUUCCCCCGUCAUUUUUAAUGAAUGGAAAGCAGUUUUGGGGAGGAAUGCCCUAAUAAAUUCUUUACUCAAUAUGGGACUAUUAGCUAUUACUUUCUAUUUCUCUGUAAAAAGAACAAAAGUAGCUGAGUUGAUUUAAAUGGCUUAUUAUAUACAUUAGGUCACAAUCCCCAUUUUCAAGUAUCACUUCUAGCUCUUCCCCUGUGCUUUAUUUGUGCAUACAAAUUUUAUUAUAAUGUUGCAUCUGCACUGUGCAUCUGUUUCUGUGGUAGAACAACGUCUUCAGUGUUUUAGCGCUUAAUUGUGAAAUUGCCUUUAUUCCUUUAUCUGCUUACAAACUGAUUUGAAGUCUUUCUACUUCAGUAUUUGAGCAAAUUAUACUGCUCUCUGGAUUUUACCAUGUUUCAGCCGUAAAUCUUCAGGCUUAAAGGAAAAAAAAAAAGAAAUUAAUUGGCUGCUUUGCACUGUCCUUAAGUACAUCUGUGGUACUCACAGGUUGUCCAGAAAGGAAGUCUGACCUGAUUUCAGCUUUUUUUCACUCCUUUCUGUGUUUCACCUUUUAAUCUUACUGGAUUUUCCCCUAAGGAGCACUGUUUUUUUCUUUUUUUCCUCUCCUAGGUGCUAAGAAUGCUGAGCAGAGAUGGAACUUGAACAGUCAUUUAGGCUGCCUACAUUUUAAUGCUAUUUCCCUGUCAUUAGAAGACAGUAUUUAUCCUUUAAUGCUUGGUUAGGCUUGCUUAAGCCUGAGUUUUCCCCUUGUCAAAGGA
Molecule: messenger RNA, 4707 nt
Organism: Cuculus canorus (common cuckoo)
Lineage: Eukaryota; Metazoa; Chordata; Aves; Cuculiformes; Cuculidae
Product: solute carrier family 22 member 15-like
Exons: 12
Coding region: 8-1480 (490 amino acids)
Biological process (GO): transmembrane transport
Cellular component (GO): membrane
Molecular function (GO): transmembrane transporter activity
Source: RefSeq, a predicted model, not a curated record